GGCGGGGUCUGCGUCCGCUGCUACGGCCGCUACCUCAGCGGUGGUGCCGCAUCCCGCGUCCCGCGUGCCGGUGCCCGGCGAGGCGCGGUCCGGGCGCGGAGCAUGGCCCUGAGCGAGAAGCCCGCCGCGGGCGCACCGGAGGACGGGCCGGAGGACGGACCGGAGGACGCAGCGCUGGCCCGUGGCAGUGCCCUCGAGUCGUUCGGCGACAGCGCGGAGACGCGGGCGCUGCUCGGCCGCCUACCGGCGCUGCUCGGGGACCGCGCGGCCCGGGAGGGCGCCCUGGAGCGGUUCCGAGUAAUAAUGGACAAGUACCAGGAGCAGCCUCACCUGCUGGACCCCCACCUCGAAUGGAUGAUGAACUUGUUGUUGGGCAUCGUGCAAGACCAGACCUCCCCAGCUGACCUCGUGCAUCUGGCUUUUAAGUUUCUUUACAUCAUCACCAAGGUUCGAGGAUAUAAAACAUUUCUUCGUUUGUUUCCUCAUGAAGUAGCUGAUGUUCAGCCUGUCUUAGACAUGUUCACACAUCAGAACCCUAGAGACCAUGAAACCUGGGAGACCCGCUACAUGCUUCUCCUCUGGCUCUCCGUGGCCUGCCUGAUUCCUUUCGAUUUUUCACGCCUUGAUGGGAACCUGGUCACUCAGCCUGGGCAGACGCGAGUGUCCAUAAUGGACCGUAUCCUCCAGAUAGCAGAGUCCUACUUGGUUGUCAGUGACAAGGCCCGGGAUGCAGCUGCUGUCCUCGUGUCCAAGUUUGUCACGCGGCCUGAUGUCAAAGAGAAGAAGAUGGCAGGUUUCCUGGACUGGAGCCUGUGCACUUUGGCCCAGUCCUCCUUCCAGACCAUCGAGGGCGUCAUCGCCAUGGACGGCACGCUGCAGGCCCUGGCACAAAUAUUCAAGCAUGGAAAGCGUGAAGACUGUUUACCAUAUGCUGCCACUGUCCUCCAGCGCCUGGACGCCUGUAGGCUCCCCAACAGCAGCCAGACCCUGCUCCGGAAACUCGGGGUGAAGCUCGCACAGCGGCUGGGCCUGACCUUCCUGAAACCCCGACUGGCCCAGUGGAGGUACCAGCGUGGGUGCCGCUCCCUGGCUGCUAACCUGCAGCUCUGUGCCCAGAGUCAGAGAGAGCCCAGGACCCAGGCCGAGACUCCCGACAGCGAGGAGGGCUACGACGUCCCCGAGGAGGUGGAGAGUGUGAUAGAGCAGCUGCUGGUCGGGCUGAAGGACAAGGACACGAUUGUGCGCUGGUCUGCGGCUAAAGGAAUUGGCCGGGUGGCUGGAAGGCUCCCCCGCGAGCUGGCGGACGAUGUGCUCGGGUCAGUGCUGGACUGUUUCAGUUUUCAGGAGACGGACAACGCCUGGCAUGGAGGGUGUCUGGCGCUGGCGGAACUGGGCAGAAGAGGCCUGCUGCUCCCUUCUCGCCUCGCGGAUGUGGUGGCCGUGAUCCUCAAGGCGCUGACCUACGAGGAGAAGCGGGGCGCCUGCAGCGUGGGCACCAAUGUCAGAGACGCCGCCUGCUAUGUGUGCUGGGCCUUCGCACGAGCUUACGAGCCGCAGGAGCUGCAGCCCUUCGUGGCCGGUAUUUCCAGUGCGCUGCUCAUUGCCACCGUGUUUGACCGAAAUGUGAACUGCAGGAGAGCGGCCUCCGCUGCUUUCCAGGAGAAUGUGGGAAGACAGGGUACUUUCCCUCAUGGAAUUGACAUUUUGACCACGGCUGACUAUUUUGCUGUUGGUAACACAUCUAACUGUUUCCUGGUGAUAAGCAAGUUCAUUGCCAGCUUUCCCGAGUACACACAGCCGCUGAUAGACCACCUGGUCGCCAUGAAGGUCAACCAUUGGGAUGGGGUCAUCAGAGAGCUGUCAGCGAAGGCCCUGCAUAACCUGGUCCAGCUGGCACCUGAGUACAGCGCCACUCUUGUUUUCCCACGCCUGCUGGCGAUGACGCAGAGCGCAGACCUGCACACGCGGCAUGGGGCCGUGCUGGCCUGUGCGGAGGUUGCCCACAGCCUGCGUGGCCUGGCGGUGCGGGAGCACAGACCCGUCGCAGACUUCCUGGACGAGACAGCCGUGCACGGUCUGAAGCAGAUCCACCAGCAGUUUCAUGACCGUCACUUAUACAGGGGCCUAGGAGGAGAGCUCAUGAGACAAGCAGUGUGCGUUUUAAUAGAAAAGCUGUCCCUUUCCAAAUUGCCCUUCAGAGGGGACGCCGUGCUCGAUGGUUGGCAGUGGCUGAUAAAUGACACUCUGAGAAAUCUCCGUCUUAUGUCAAGUCAGUCCAGAGAGCAGAUCAAGGACGCGGCCAUCUCGGCCCUGGCCGCCCUCUGCAGCGAGUACUACACGAAGGAGCCCGGCCAGGUGGAGCCCGCUGGGCAGGAGAGCCUGGUAAAGCAGUACCUCGCCGAACUUCAGAGCGCAGAAGAGAUGACACGCUGUGGCUUCUCGCUGGCCUUGGGUGCCCUUCCAGGCUUCAUGCUGAAAGGCGAGCUUCAGCAGGUUCUGGCAGGUUUGAGAGCCGUUGCCCACGUCUCCCCCAAGGACGUGAGUUUUGCCGAGUCCCGGCGGGAUGCCGUGAAGGCCAUUGCUAGCGUUUGCCAGACCGUCGGUGUGAGCGCAGAAGGGACCCCAGACGAGGUCGUGUGCAGAGAGAACGUUGGCCAGGUGUACUGCACGCUGCUGGACGCGCUGAGCGACUACAGCACCGACAGCCGGGGGGACGUGGGUGCGUGGGUCCGCGAAGCCGCCAUGACCAGUCUGAUGGACCUGACGCUUCUGCUGGGAAGGGAGCAGCCAGAGCUGAUUGCGGCCUCCACCUGCGAGCAGGUCAUGUGCUGCCUGGCCCAGCAGGCAAGUGAGAAGAUCGACCGGUUCCGUGCACACGCUGCCCAUGUGUUCAUGACGCUGCUGCACGCCUCCGGCCCCGCCGGCCCCAUCGUCCCCCACGUGCCCCAUCGGGAAGAACUGGAAAAGCUCUUUCCCAGGUCGGAUGUGGCGUCUGUGAACUGGAACGCGCCAUCCCAGGCUUUCCCGCGUGUCACUCAGCUGCUGGGGCUGCCCACCUACCGCUACCACGUGCUGCUGGGGCUGGCCGUGUCCGUGGGCGGCCUGACAGAGUCCACGGUCCGGCACUCCACUCAGAGUCUGUUCGCGCACGUGAGCAGCAUGCAGAGCGACCGGCAGGCACUGGACGGCUUCGCUGGGACCCUCCUGCAGGUGUUUCAGGACAACCUCCUGAAUGACAGGGUGUCUGUGCCGCUGCUGAAGAUGGUGGACCAGAUGCUGGCCAAUGGCUGCUUCGACGCCUUCACUACAGACACAGACCACCCCUUCGGUGUGAAGCUGCUCGCGCUCUGUAAAGAAGAGAUCAGGAAAUCCAAGGACGUCCAGAAGCUGCGGUCCAGCGUGGCCGUGUUCUGUGGGCUGGUGCAGUUCCCGGGCUGCGUGAGGAGGAAGACCCUGCUGCAGCUCCUCCUGCUUCUGUGCCACCCAUUCCCCGUGAUCCGCAAGACCACUGCCAGCCAGGUGUACGAGAUGGCACUCACCUACAGUGACGUCGUGGGCGCGGACGUGCUGGACGAGGUCAUGGCCGUGCUUGGUGGCACCGCCUGGGACGCAGAGCUCUCUGUCAUCAGAGGCCAGCGAAACCGCCUGUGCGACCUCCUCGGCGUGCCCAGACCCCAGCUGAUCCCCAAGCCUGCUGCUCGCUGAGGCCGGUCCUGGGAGCUGGUCCCUCGCACCUGCCCGGCAGGGAGGAGUCAGCACAGGAAAGCUGGACGCAGCCUCGGCCGGUACGUGACGUGUGCCAAGGGACUCGGAGUUUGUCACCACGGAGGCGGCUUUUCUCACACGUGCCUGUGCUCUAGGGACCGGGGGUGUUGGUACUGCUUUUGUCUUCACUUGAACGCAAGCCCACGUUUUAUAAAAUCACAUGCUGAGCAGUC
This is a messenger RNA of Rhinolophus ferrumequinum (greater horseshoe bat), 3938 nucleotides long. It is a transcript of the gene TBCD, whose product is annotated as tubulin folding cofactor D. NCBI's taxonomy places the organism in Eukaryota, Metazoa, Chordata, Mammalia, Chiroptera, Rhinolophidae. Gene Ontology annotation, molecular function: beta-tubulin binding; GTPase activator activity. The transcript is spliced from 39 exons. The record is from RefSeq and is a predicted model, not a curated record. Gene Ontology annotation, cellular component: lateral plasma membrane. Gene Ontology annotation, biological process: bicellular tight junction assembly; adherens junction assembly; tubulin complex assembly. The coding region runs from base 103 to 3705 and encodes 1200 amino acids.